Molecule: messenger RNA, 2202 nt
Organism: Galleria mellonella (greater wax moth)
Lineage: Eukaryota; Metazoa; Arthropoda; Insecta; Lepidoptera; Pyralidae
Gene: wus
Product: dnaJ homolog subfamily C member 22
Exons: 6
Coding region: 158-1264 (368 amino acids)
Biological process (GO): endocytosis
Cellular component (GO): early endosome; plasma membrane
Source: RefSeq, a predicted model, not a curated record
AUAAAACAUAACUGUAAAAUUUAUAGUUUAUUCUUAAUUAUCCAUAAAUAUGGACUUAUAAUCUAAUUCCAUAUAUUACUUCUUGAUACUUCUUUCAAGUAGGUUACAAAGUAAUGCACACGUCAUAAAUUUUACGUGUUCAGGUUAACUUGCUAAAAUGUUUAUGGAAGAAAUAUAUGCACCUACAAAGUCCGCCAAAUGGGCGUACUUUUUCUGGCUCUUCGGUGGAAUUUUUGGCGCUCAUCAUUUUUAUUUGGGAAGAGAUAGACAUGCCUUUGUUUGGUGGAGCACCCUUGGAGGCUUUGGUAUUGGAUGGUUGAGUGAAAUAUUUCAAGUAUCACGAUAUGUGAAAGAUGCGAAUGAAGACCCUGACCUCAUGAAAGUAUUGAUUAAUAAAAUGCUGCUUAAUAGAAAGCCACCAUUCUCGAUGAAUCGCUUCACCGGUAUGCUGAUGGUGGGUUACUCCUGGGGGCAGAUGAUGAUGCUUGCCGUUCCACCUGAUGCGGUCUUGGGUGUUAAUCUGAGAUUUCUCAACUUCCUGAUACCCUUGGUUACCGCUCUGGGCGUGUGGACAGUCGGCAACAUAGGCCAUGAAAAAGGCACCCUUGCAUGGCCUCUAUUUGCUGCCUACAUAACUUACCCCGUGCGUUACUACAUACACGACGAGACGGUCUGGUUAACGAUAAUGGUGGUAGCAGCAUCUUGGGCCUUCGACUCCUGGUCCAAGAAAUGGCGGAGGAUUCCAAGCAGGCAUCGUAUGUUGAAACGGACGUUAGUUUUUGGCGCGUGUGCGUGCCUCUACUUAUCAAUGUGGUGCAGUUACAUUUACUUCCGCGGCACGAUCACCGACAGUGAUGGUGAAGAAAUACCCAUUUACGAAGCUCUGCAUCAUUUCACUACAAGUCCUUGGUGGCUCGAUGUGCAGCAAUGUUUGCACGAUACAUAUCAGUACGCACAACAUCACGGCUGGUACGAGGUUUGGAAGCAGAUCAUUGAACUCUCUGAUCCGCAUGGAGAACAGAAUGCUUACAAGGUGCUAGGCGUCGGACCGGAUUCCACCCAACAGGAGAUCACGUCGACUUGGAGACGCCUAUCGCGAGAAAACCAUCCCGACAAGAUAAAGGACGAGAGCCAACGCAGGGCGGCCCAGGAACGUUUCAUGGAAAUACAACAAGCUUACGAGAUCCUCUCCAAUAGCAAACAUAGGAGAAGUAGGCGCAAUAAAAAGGAUAACACUGAGCGUACCAAGGGGGAUGAACUUUAAACCCCUUCAUAACGACAUUGCUAACGAACCUAUUGUUAUACUGAAUAGGUUUAUUGGAGGCUUUACGUAUAAAUAUGAAUAUUAUAAUUAAAAUGUUUAUAUAACAAGAGAACUAUUUGCACCAAUGAUAUUACUGCAUUCUGGAAUGAUUUUUAGUUUAGACGUCACCAAAGGAGAUCGUUACUAUCACAAUCACCUGUAAAAGUACCAUUCCCGGACAAAGCUCUUUCCUCACGAUGAAACAGCCAGUGUGUAUCAUUACUACCAUCCCCAAGUAUGAGAUUUUACUUCGAAAUUACCUUAUCAUGCACUGGUAUAUAGUGGCAACCCUAAUCGCUCCUUAUGACGUUUUAGGAAUGAAAAAAAAAGGUAACACAUGUAUUUGUUAAAAAAAAAUUGAUACAUGGUAUCUAUUUAAUAUAUGUACUUGAAGAUAAGUCAUUUUACCUUCCAAAUGAGAGAUCAUUUAUUUACUCGUUAAGUAUUUGUUGUUAUAGUUUUAAAUUUACAUAUAUAUUAUAAUAUUUAUUUAAUAUUUUUAUAUAGUUAUUAAUUUAUUUGAAUUUUGAGAGGCAAUACGCCAUAUUGCUGAUAUAGGGUAUAAAUUUAAAUAUAGUGCCAAUAAAAAUACAAUUCUGUUACUUUGAUUGAUACAUUGAUUUUAACGACUUCCGGUUACGUUAGUAUGAAGGAAAUAUCAUUCCAGCCUCGUCAAAUUGUUCUCUUUAUUAUUUAUUAUUAAGUUUAAAUAUAAUCUAUAAUUUUAUAUUUUAAAAAUAUAUUAUUCAAUUAGUUAUAUAAUUUUUGUUUAUGCCACCUAUGAUGUGUUUAACCGUAGAGCCAAAGAUGCCAACAUUAAUAUAAUAUGAUUUUAUAAUGGGAAAUUAUUUUAACAAAGUAAUGGAAGCGAUAACCCGGCAUUAUUUAUUUAUUUUUUU